Molecule: messenger RNA, 1074 nt
Organism: Capsella rubella
Lineage: Eukaryota; Viridiplantae; Streptophyta; Magnoliopsida; Brassicales; Brassicaceae
Product: vacuolar protein sorting-associated protein 20 homolog 2
Exons: 6
Coding region: 131-784 (217 amino acids)
Biological process (GO): late endosome to vacuole transport via multivesicular body sorting pathway; vesicle budding from membrane
Cellular component (GO): ESCRT III complex; multivesicular body
Source: RefSeq, a predicted model, not a curated record
UUUGCGGUUUUGCAGCGGAGAAAGGGAAAAGCAAAAAGAUUUGGACUUGGUUUGAACUCGCGAAGCCCUUGACAAAUCUCUCUUACUUCUGAAUAUAUCUGUUUUGGUUGGAUUUGGAUAAAGUGGUUCGAUGGGGAAUUUGUUCGUGAAGAAACCAAAGAUAACGGAUGUUGAUCGAGCGAUUCUCUCUCUUAAAACCCAAAGGCGCAAGCUUGGUCAAUAUCAGCAACAGCUUGAGAAAGUUAUUGAAGCCGAAAAGCAAGCUGCGAGAGACUUAAUCCGUGAGAAGCGAAAAGAUAGGGCUUUGUUAGCACUGAAGAAGAAGCGGACACAGGAAGAGUUGUUGAAGCAAGUAGAUCAGUGGGUCAUCAAUGUCGAACAACAACUGGCAGAUAUUGAACUUACAAGCAAGCAGAAAGCAGUCUUUGAGAGCCUGAAGCAAGGUAAUAGUGCAAUUAAGGCGAUUCAAAGCGAGGUCAAUCUUGAUGAUGUUCAAAAACUAAUGGAUGACACUGCCGAGGCCAAGGCUUAUCAGGAUGAACUGAGUGCCAUAUUAGGUGAGAAACUAUCAGCAGAAGAUGAAGAAGAGAUCUUAGCAGAAUUCGACAACCUAGAAAGUCAGCUCAUUGUUGAAGAUAUGCCUGAAGUGCCUACGACAGAGCUCGUGCCUGAAGAACCUGAGAAAUUGGAUCUCCCUGAUGUGCCGACAAAAGCACCUGUCGCUUCCAAUGCAGAAAGCACACCAACGAAAAGAAAAGUUCUUGAAGAACCUCUGGAAGCUUGACUUAGAAGUGAAGAAUCUGAUCGACUACUAAAUAGCCAUGGAUUAUACAAUCAUUCUUUGGAAACUCUUUCUUUUGGGCUCUUGAAGCUCCUUGUGAAUUCUCUUCUUCUUACCCCUGCAGCUUGUAAAGCACCAAGUUCAUGGAGUCUCCCUCAGUGAAAUGGUUGAUCUCAUGAAUGAAUUUCGUUGUUUCUGAACCGAUUUCAAAGUCUUUGACCUGAACAUAUAAAUGACUUUUACACUCGGUGGGAUCAAAUUACCUUUCGGUUUGUAUAGAAUUUUCUUAUUUU